Ectocarpus sp. CCAP 1310/34 is the source of this 1545-nucleotide messenger RNA. Lineage: Eukaryota; Phaeophyceae; Ectocarpales; Ectocarpaceae. The record is from the annotation of a GenBank genome assembly.
UUGGUUCCAUCGCACGUCGAUCGUUCUUCCUUCGCCACGCUCGGUCGCACUUCGCACGCUCGGGCCUCUUGCAGCUGUCAAGCUCCAACGCAAGCGUAAUCCACCGAUUGUUGGCAUACGCAGCAAAAAUGGCUAAGCCUGCUGUGAGCAAGAAGUCGGCCAAGGCAGCCUCCAAUGGAGGCCCCGUGAAGAGGAAGAAGAAGGCGAAGAAGGACCCCAACAAGCCCAAGGGCGCAUCGUCUGCAUUCAUGCAGUUCUCGCAAAAGGAGCGAGCAGUGGUUAAGGAGGAAAACCCCGACAUGAAGGUGACGGAGAUCAGCAAGCUGCUCGGGGCGCGAUGGAGAGAGAUGGACGACAACGACAAAGCGCCCUUCCAGAAGAAGGCAGACAAGGACAAGGCGAGGUACCAGAAGGAGAUGGCGGCGUACAACGCGAAGAAGGCUGCCGAGCCCGCCUCCGAAGAAGAAGAGGAGGAGGAGGAAAGCGACGAGGAGAGCGACUGACCACCGAAAACGAAAACACGCGCUCGCGGGCGCCGUCAGAGGAGGUCAUCCCCUUGCAUCGCCUCGGCCUUUGGUAGACCUUCGGUUGGCGUGCGGCGGCCGCAUGCACCAAGACCUCGUGCUUUCAAUCUCGUGAGCAGGUUUUGUACGUCUCAGCGAGAGACGGGUCGGCGCUGGAUCUCACCGCCGGUGUAAGCCUGACUGACUUACUGACUGCAGCUUGUUCUGGUUGGAGUUGUGCAAUCGUUGGGGUUGCUGCUGCUGCUGCUGCUUAGAGCAUGUGCCGUGAACCGGUACAAGAGAGACAGCGCGCUCGUUCCGAAAGGAGGGCACUCAAAUAUGGUUUUAUCCGAGAAACAACAAUGAGAUGAUUUUGAGUGAGUGAUGUCGUGUGGUAUAACAUAUAUUAGCAUUGAUUUCCCGCGACUCAUUCUUGGCGGAGGGCAGCGGGGGGGUGGCGGAGAUCUGAGGAGCACGAUUUUUGUGCAGCAUUCUUGUAGGGUAGGACGGACUUGGAGCCGGCACGUAUCUUGGAACAUUUGUGUUCGGGAAGAGGCGGCUUGGAGUCGAACGGGAGGAAGUGCGGGGUGUUCCAUGUACAUUUCUCGUCCGAAAAGCACCCCCCUCCCGUACGCUCGCUCCGCCGAGGAAGAUGUCGGAUGUGCAGGGGGGCAGGGGGGCAUGACCGCUUUGGGCGCCGUGUUGGACGUGGGUUUUUCGACAGGGAGAGGACAAAAGAGGGUAUAGUCCGGUAUUGUAGUUUUGUCAACAGCGGUAGUUUUUACGUCGGUAGAGUGUUCAUGGGUCGAAUACCAGCGCGGUUAUGCAGCUGAGACGGCGUCGGUGUCAAGUGUUGACUCACCAACACUGCCGCCGGGAAAUAAGUUUUGGAAACUGAACAAAAAAACGCGUGUACAAACAUGCAAUGAACAACAAAAAUUGCACAUCAUGUUUGAGCAUAUGGUCCAGCCGAUUUUCGGUGACGUGUCAGAGGCGCACAUCGCCGUGCUGUCGUGCCUUCGCAGGUCACCGUGCGUCCCUU